AUGGAAUUAAACAAAAGUUUCAACUAAAAUUUAUAAAGAAUUUAAGUUAUUUAUUCAAAGAGGCAUUUAAAUACAUAGAAUCCAUUUUUGUAAUUUCCAAAGAAAAGCAUCUCAAACUAUUAAUUCUAACUACUUAUAAACUAUCCUAAAUGGACAUAAAAAGAGAAUGUUGUCUAUCUAAAGAACUUAAAAAAUAAGUGUUCUGGUAUUUCAGUCAAAAACAUUCUCAUUGCUUAUUAAAUGGAUUAAAUGCCAUUUGAAAUCAAAAAUAUUAGAUAAAUUAAUUAUCUCUCGCUAUCAUACUUAAAUAAUAUCAGUUUGUUACAGUUCUAAAGUAAUUGA
Messenger RNA from Paramecium sonneborni, 342 nucleotides. Lineage: Eukaryota; Ciliophora; Oligohymenophorea; Peniculida; Parameciidae. The record is from the annotation of a GenBank genome assembly.